UCUGGGCCCCACACCCUUUUUGCCAGUCCACUCAAACACACCACGUACUGUUGGGAGGAGGAAUGGAAUGAGACUUCAGAUUUUAUAGCUCCAGGUCACAUGCACUGCUUCAUAAGAGCUGCCCGACCUCCUAGCACAGCAGUGGCUAGCCAGGCUGCGCAAGGGGAAGCAAGGAUGUGGAACUCCACCUCAAGCUUACUGCCCCCUCCGGAGUCCCGGGACCUGUUCCUGCAGCCCCUCUGGGACCACAUCCUCCUCCACCACCGUGCCCUGGUGUCUUCCCCCUUCCUGCCCGUCUUGCUGGCCUUCUCCAGCUACGUCCUCUUCAGUCUGCCCUUUGCAGUGCUGGACCUCCUGGGCGAGAGGGCGCCCGUGUUCCACCGCCACAAGAUCCAGAAGGGGCGGCGGCCCACACCGCGGAUGAUGGCGGCCAGUUUCGGCCGGGCGGCCUACAACCACCUGGUGUUCGUGGUGCCCGCCGCCCUCGUCGGCGGCCUCGUGGUGCCUCCGCCCACCCUGCCUGACUCCGCCCCCACAGUCAGGGAGCUGCUUGCCGGUCUGCUCGCGACCCUGUUGGUCUUCGACACCCAGUAUUACAUCUGGCACGUGGUGCACCACAGGAACCGUCACCUGUACAGGUGGGUGCACGCCCUCCACCACGACUACGUCGCGCCUUUCUCCUGGGCCGCCGAGCACCUGAGCGCGGUGGAGCUCAUGACUCUGGGAUUCUGGGGCAACCUGGACCCCAUCCUGCUCCACUGCCACCCCUUGACCAUCUGGGUGACCACCGUCGUCAGCAUCUGGCUGUCCGUGGAGGACCACAUUGGCUAUGACCUGCCAUGGACCCUCAACCGGCUGGUGCCCCUGGGCCUGUUUGGGGGUGCACCAGCCCACGACAUGCACCACCAGAAGCCCAACAGCAACUUUGCACCCUUCUUUUGCCACUGGGACAGGAUCUUUGGUACGGCUGCCAGCUUAGAGACAGAGACUGACAAAAUCCUCUGCAGAAAAGAAAACUUCUAACCACCAACACAAAUCAGAUUCACCGUUUUCAUCUUUUUUCUCUUUUUGAUGGGUUUCAGGGUUUAAGAAGCUUUAAAUACGAAUAUUUGAUUUAUUAUGCUUUUCAUUAAAUGUAUUAUCUUGUUUUGCUGCUUGUUCCUAAGAUAUGUUUUUGAUAUGUAUUAAAAGAAAGUUCCUCUGAAUGUGGUACGUUGUUCGCCCAACUCAAGAUCUUAAGGCAGCCAGGUUACUCGUUAUUUUAAGUAGAGCCACCUUGAAAUUAUUUUACAGUGCUAUCAGCCAAAUGAACCCUUUCAUCUUCGGGCAAUGCUAGAGUCAACUGUGCCGUGCCCUGGGUGGCUUCAGGGCACAGUCAGCCCUGGCACGAUCUGGAGUUGUUACCAGGCUGUGGGGUCCAUCCAUGCACUAGAACAGUGCCUGAACAGGAGGAUCCACCCAGCAGUCCCCAGCGUUUAUUUAUUGGUCAGGCUUUGGGGUGUGCAGUAGGCCUUGGACAGAGUAUAAGAGUUAAUUGCUCUUGGCAUAUGGGGUCAGCAACUAUGAAUUAAAUUCAGAGGCUGCACCAUUUACCACCUUAUAUGACAUUAACGUGUUGUGUUAUAUGUACUGCGGGGAUUCUGACCUGUUGAAGUAGAACAGCCUCAAGUCCUAUCACGGCAGUGAUUCUGCA
Anguilla anguilla (European eel) is the source of this 1693-nucleotide messenger RNA. RefSeq names its product cholesterol 25-hydroxylase like 1, tandem duplicate 1 (gene ch25hl1.1). The record is from RefSeq and is a predicted model, not a curated record. Bases 100 to 1023 code for a protein of 307 amino acids. The transcript has 2 exons. NCBI's taxonomy places the organism in Eukaryota, Metazoa, Chordata, Actinopteri, Anguilliformes, Anguillidae. Gene Ontology annotation, molecular function: steroid hydroxylase activity; C-4 methylsterol oxidase activity; iron ion binding. Gene Ontology annotation, biological process: cholesterol metabolic process; sterol biosynthetic process.